Fraxinus pennsylvanica is the source of this 591-nucleotide messenger RNA. The record is from the annotation of a GenBank genome assembly. Lineage: Eukaryota; Viridiplantae; Streptophyta; Magnoliopsida; Lamiales; Oleaceae.
AUGAUCUGGAAUAGAGGAGAAACCAUCGGGAGAGGAGGGUUUGGCCUUGUGUCGAUAGCUAACGUACAACAACAGAGUGGCGAUCAAUUUCCACACGUUAUCGCUGUCAAAACUGCAAAAAUUUCUGCAUCGGAUUCGCUCGUUAAAGAGAAGAAGUUACUUGAUGUAUUCAAUGGCUGUCCCUCUAUCCUUCAUUGUUUUGGGGACGAUGUUACCACGGAAGAAGGCGAGGAACUAUACAACAUAAUGCUCGAAUAUGCGGCCGGAGGAUGUCUAGCAGAUCGGACUAUGGGUAAAGGCUUGCCGGAGAAGAUUGUGAGACAGCACACAAAAUCCGUGCUUAUUGCCUUGAGCCAUGUUCAUAAGCUUGGAUAUGUUCAUUGUGAUAUAAAGCCACACAAUGUAUUGCUCGUAGCUGAUUCUUUACGUUCAAGAAAGAAGGGGAUCGGGGAAAUCGCUAAGUUGGCAGACUUUGGGAGUGCAAAGACCAUCAAAGAUGCCGAAGAUAACAAGGAAUUCAGGGGUACUGUUUUAUACGCGGCGCCAGAGUCCAUUGGCAGACUUUGGGAGUGCAAAGAAGAUCAAAGAUGA